Molecule: messenger RNA, 3997 nt
Organism: Vitis vinifera (wine grape)
Lineage: Eukaryota; Viridiplantae; Streptophyta; Magnoliopsida; Vitales; Vitaceae
Product: probable LRR receptor-like serine/threonine-protein kinase At1g06840
Exons: 20
Coding region: 947-3838 (963 amino acids)
Biological process (GO): protein phosphorylation
Molecular function (GO): ATP binding; protein binding; protein kinase activity
Source: RefSeq, a predicted model, not a curated record
UAUAUAUAUAUAUGCUAGUAACAUAGGAACAAGUCCACAACAUAGGUCAUCUCCCUCCAUGCCACACCAGCAGAUGAAUGAGUUUGAAAAUAUAAAAACAAACCCAAAAGACAAUGCUAUUUACGAAAUCCAUUUUUUACUUUGCUUCUCCCAUUUUCUUGACUCAAUCUCUGAUGUCGAUGCCAUUAUCACCUCCACCACCCUCAGUUUAUAUCCACUCCACUCCUCAUCAAUCAAAAUUUCAUCAUUUCUUACAUCUGGGUGGUAAACAUUAAAGAAAGAGAAGAAAAUAGAAGAAAAUGUGUGUUAUGGGUUCUUCUCUGUUUUUUCUUUUUUGGUUACCUUUAGGAUUAUUGGGUUCUAUUGUUUCUAGGUUUAAUGCUUGUUAAGCUAUGUGUUAACUGAAUCUCCAUUCCCACCCCUCCUUUUUAGUGAUUUUUUUUAAUUGAUUUCUCGCAUGUUAGGUGGUGACAAUUUUCUGCAACAUGUUUGGGUGGUUUAGAUUUUGUUGAAAAAAUGGAUAAAAAGAAGAAAAGAAAAGAAAAUGUAUUAUGGGUUCUUGUGUUUUUUACUUUUUGGAUUAGUGAAUUUUAUUGUUUCAGGGUUUUUAUGCUGGUUGAGUUAUAUGUUGAACAAUUUUUUUCCUCUUUAAUAAUUAUUUAGUUGAUUCCUUUACAAGCGUGUUUGUUCUUGAGAAUUUUCCAAUGAAAAGAGAAGAAAAUAUGUUUUGGGUUCUUGUUUGUUUUCUUUUGGAUUACUAGAUUUUAUGGUUUCAGCUGGCUGGUAACCAUCUUUCACUACCCUGCUUGAUUCAUGAUAUUAGGCCCAGGAAAAAAAAAGUGAUAUGGGUUCUCUAAUUUCUUUUGUCGAAGAAAAAAUGUGAAAAGUCAACUGAUUUUUUCUUCUUUAGUCAGUUUUUCUACAAUUAUCACUAUUAUAUACACUGAUGAGAACAUUUCAUGUGUAUUUGUUGUGUUUGAAUUUGAAGAUGGCAUGGACCAGAGUUUUUCUACUUGGAGCUGUUCUCGCUUUGUCAUCAUUUUGCCUCGCUGCAGGACAGAUUACUCAUCCAUCAGAAGUCACUGCAUUGAGAGCAAUCCGUCGUAAGCUCAGUGAUCCUAAGAAGAGACUCAACAAUUGGAAAAGCAAGGACCCAUGUGCAUCAAAUUGGACUGGGGUAAUCUGCAGCAUGAAUCCAGAUGAUGGUUAUCUCCAUGUCCAAGAACUGAGGUUGCUAAAUUUUAGUCUCAAUGGGAAAUUAGCGCCAGAGCUUGGCCUACUAUCUUAUAUGACCAUAUUGGAUUUUAUGUGGAACAAUAUAAGUGGCAGCAUACCGAGGGAGAUAGGUGAUAUUACCUCUUUGAAGCUCCUGCUUUUAAAUGGAAAUCAAAUAUCAGGUUCUUUACCAGAAGAGCUCGGUAAUCUGACUAACCUGAACAGAUUUCAAGUGGAUCUGAACAAUAUAUCAGGACCACUGCCAAAAUCAUUUCGAAACUUGACCAGUUGUCUACAUUUUCAUAUGAACAAUAAUUCAAUCAGUGGUCAAAUUCCAGCUGAGCUAUCUUCAUUGCCUCAACUUAUACACUUCCUGCUUGACAACAACAAUUUGUCAGGGUAUCUUCCACCAGAGCUUUCUCAAAUGCCGAAACUGAAGAUUCUUCAACUUGACAACAACAACUUUGGUGGGACUGAGAUUCCAGAAUCAUAUGGCAACAUGUCCAAACUGUUGAAACUGAGUCUUAGGAACUGCAACUUGCAAGGAAGUAUUCCCAAUCUAAGCAGGAUACCAAACCUUCAUUACUUAGAUCUUAGCCAUAAUCAACUUACGGGAAGUAUACCAUCAAAUAGGCUUUCCAAUAACAUCACAACCAUUGACCUGUCCAGUAAUAUGCUUAGCGGAUCUAUCCCCUCAAGCUUUUCGGGCCUUCCUCAUCUUGAGAGAUUGUCACUCGAGAACAAUUUGUUGAAUGGUUCCAUUAGCUCUGCCAUUUGGGAGAAUGUGACUUUUGCUGCUAAUGCAACACUUACCUUGGAUUUCCAGAACAAUUCAUUUUCAAACAUUUCUGGCAGUUUUGUUCCUCCUUCAAAUGUCACAAUCAAGCUAAAUGGUAAUCCUCUCUGUACAAAUGCAAAUGCACUAAACAUCGUCCAAUUCUGUGGAACUGCAAAUGGAGAGGAUGAGGCUCCUGGAAGCCCAGACAACUCCAACAUUACCUGCCCGUCUCAAUCCUGUCCUCUCAAUGAUCAUUUCGAAUAUGUCCCCGGAUCUCCUGUUUCUUGCUAUUGUGCCGCACCACUCGGAGUUGGAUUUCGCUUGAGAAGUCCUAGCAUAUCAGAUUUUCCUCCAUACACUGAUCAAUUUAAGGCAUAUAUAACCUCCAAUCUUGGUUUGGUUCCUUACCAACUACACAUUGAUUCAUUCAUAUGGCAAAAGGGUCCGAGGCUAAGGAUGUAUUUGAAGUUCUUUCCCCAGUAUAAUAAUCAAUCUAAUACAUUUAACACAAGUGAAAUACAGCGGAUUAGAGACUUAAUCACCACAUUUACAAUUCCUGGGGAUGAUAUCUUUGGCCCAUAUGAUCUGCUUAAUUUCACUCUUGUGGGACCUUAUUCAGACGUUGAUCUCGAGUCCAAAAAAUCAGGUAUAAGCAAAGGUGUUAUUGUUGGAAUUGUUUUGGGUGGCCUCUCCUUCGCAACUGCCAUAGUUUUGGUCAUUGCAGUUGUGUUCUGGAAAAAGCAGACUCGACAUGGGCAUAAAGAUUCAAAACAACAACCAUUUUCAAAGACUGCAGUGAUAAUAGAAGGUGUGAAAGGAUUUAGUUUUGGAGAAAUGGAAAUUGCUACUGAAAAUUUUAGUGAAGCUACUCAAAUUGGCCAAGGAGGCUAUGGGAAGGUAUAUAAAGGCAUUUUAGCAGAUGGAACAGUUGUAGCAAUAAAGCGUGCACAACAAGGAUCUUUGCAGGGUGAGAAAGAGUUCUUUACUGAGAUUGGAUUGUUGUCACGAUUACAUCAUCGUAAUCUGGUUUCAUUGAUUGGGUAUUGCGAUGAAGAACAGGAACAGAUGCUUGUAUAUGAAUUCAUGCCGCAUGGUUCACUGCACAGUCUCCUUUCUGCUAGGUCCAGAGGAACUCUUACUUUUGUGACAAGAUUGCAUAUUGCAUUAUGUUCAGCCAAGGGUGUUCUCUACCUCCAUACUGAAGCUUACCCUCCCAUAAUUCAUCGUGAUAUCAAGGCGAACAAUAUACUUUUGGACUCUAAAUUCAAUGCAAAAGUGUCUGAUUUUGGAAUCUCAUGUCUUGUACCAGUAUCAGAUGGUGAAGAAGGUGCCACUGCUCAUGUAUCCACUGUUGUGAAAGGCACACCAGGCUACCUUGAUCCAGAGUAUUUCUUUACUCACAAGUUAACAGAAAAGAGCGAUGUUUAUAGCCUGGGAAUUGUAUUUCUAGAAUUGUUGACCGGGAUGCAGCCUAUAUCUCAAGGUAGAAACAUUGUCCGAGAGGUAACUGCAGCAUGUCAAUCUGGAGCAAUGUUCUCAAUCAUAGACCAGAACAUGGGUCCAUUUCCUUCUGACUGUGUCAAGGAGUUCAUGACACUGGCCCUCAGAUGCAGUCAGGAUUUGACGAAGGAUCGGCCUUCAAUGCUGGAGGUGGUCAGAGAGUUGGAGAACAUAUCCUCAAUGCUACCGCAAGCUGGACAUGGUCGAUCAAAGUCAGACACCUCUGCUUCUGGAAUAUCAGUAAUGGGCACCACAGCAGUCUAUCCUGGAAGAAACUCCUAUGUUUCUGGUUUCCCCGGGAGCGAUCUCGUCAGUGGGGUCAUCCCUACCAUCCGGCCUCGCUGAUCUACCAUUAAAUUUUCUCCUUCUGAACCUUACUUUGAUUAGUUUGUUCAUGUUUGUUUAAAGAAAUUUAAGACUGAUCAUACAUACAGCCUGCAAUAUCUUUGUGCAGUCUAUGAGGAACUACUUGUAUAUAAUGAUGAAUCCCAGUUCACAUGAUUU